Molecule: messenger RNA, 2684 nt
Organism: Vitrella brassicaformis
Lineage: Eukaryota; Vitrellaceae
Source: the annotation of a GenBank genome assembly
GGGAUGCUUUUGCUUCGUGGCGUGCAGCAGGAGGUCGGCAGUAGCGUGCCGCUAACAGAUCUCAUCGCUCGCCACCUGGGAAUAAAAGCGUCAGAGUGAGCGCAAGAGAGGUCUGCCUGUGCCUGGCCAUCUAUCUAUGGUCUGCUUGACGCAUAGGAUCCUCGAGCGUCUUGUUUUGCGCAAGUCCGUCAACGUCAUCGAGAAAAGGAGCGUCCGAUUCGCUUACAACGUGGCACUCAGGCUCUCAUCUGAAGCACACGAACGGUGCGCGUCUUUCCCUGCAAUUAACCACAACGACAAUUUGUGCAGGUGAUUGUUUUGUUGGAAUGCAGAGCCAUCGUGAAGCGGUGGCGGCACUUUCACGCAUUGCAGAAGCUGCAUCAAGGCGGUGCCAGACGGCCAGAGAGGACGAUCGGCCCUGCUGCUGCUGCUGCUGAAGCCACCAAUGGCCUCAACUGGAGCAGCGUGGCAGCAGAUCUUGCCACCCCCUCCCCUCCCCCCUUCUCGCCAAGACGACGGAACAAGGUGGAAAGCAGCUCACCCGAUGCCAUCACGGUGCAUGAGGUCGACCUCUACGAGGCAUCCGAGCCCUUCAGCCCUUUCAUCUCACCGCCCCUUCCGGCCGCCAUCGCGGCACGCUCACUCCGUCCCCUGAUCAUCGGUAGUGGCCCAGCUGGCCUCUUUUGCGCAUAUGUGUUGGCUAAGAAUGGUUUGCGGCCAGUGGUGAUCGAUCAGGGGUCUGAGUGCAGCAAGCGGAGGAAGGAUGUCUUCGCCUUCUGGCAUGGAAACCGGCUCAACUGUUGGUCCAAUGCGGCGUUUGGCGAGGGCGGGGCUGGGACGUUCAGCGAUGGCAAGCUGACCUCAAGAAAUCGAAGCGACGUCACGGACUUCGUACUGAGGACGUGAGCACAUUGUCAGCUGUGGCCGGCCAUGUUUGUGGGCGUUGCAUUGUCUGCUGUGCUGUGCUGGUUUGAUCGCGUGGCGUGCAGGUACGUCGAGUUGGGUUGUGCCGAGAGCUGUCUAUACGAGAGCAAGGCUCACGUGGGCACCGACGUGCUGUACAAUGUUGUGCCGGAGUUCAGGAAACGCCUCCAACAGCUUGGUGUGACAUUUCUCUUCGACACCCAGGUCACACAGCUGCACAUUCAGCCAUCAGCCCCCACCUUCCGCCCUUCCCACAGCGGUGGUCACUCUCAGCCAGCCCCCUCCUACUUGCCGGCCGCAUUUUCGCCGCUUCGGGAUGCCGGUGUGAUUGCCGCUGCCCCAGAUCACGAGGUCUCACAAUGCUCUGACUCAUCACGAUCGCCGCGGCACUUUACUGGUGUGCGAGUGCGGUGGAGGCGGGAUGGCAGCGACGGGGGAAGGAGAGAUGGUGACGGUCUGACGAGUGAGGCUGUGUACGGGGAGUGCGACAUUGUGAGUGACCUGUGCGUGGUGGCCUGUGGCCAUUCCUCCCACUCGACCUAUCGGACGCUGCACGAGGGAGGGGUGAAGAUGACGCCCAAGGUGACCGACUGACCAAUGGACAGAACGGAGAGACACCCAUCCAUCGUCAUAAUGUGUUGACGUGUGCUGUGCGUUAGGAUUGGACGAUGGGACUCCGCUUGCAAAUGCCUCAGUCGACGCUCAACAGAGUGGUGUAUGGCAAGCACGCUGACGUGCCUGAAAUCGGGGCGGCAGUGUGGCGAUACGCCAGGGCACACCCGGCUGAUGGGCGAGGCGUCUACUCGUUCUGCAUGUGCCCGGGUGGUACCAUCGUCAACUCGAGUCACGGUGACGGCUGUGUGGCCGUCAACGGCAUGUCCUAUUCGACCCGCUCGUCAAGCUACGCCAACUCAGCUGUGGUCGUCCAGACCAAGACACACGAUGUCGCAAGGUACACAGCCACCUGUGAGACUCAAUGGCUGCACAUCAACGCGUGUGCGCGCCGUGUAUGCCUGAAGGUACUGGGGCAAGAGUGAAGACGAGUGCAGUGGGAUGGACGCCCUCGCGUACCAGCAGCACUGGGAAAGGGCCGCUUUUCAUGCGGGCGGCAGCGACUACUCCAUCCCGGCUCAGAGGCUCGGCGACUACCUCAGCGGAAAUCCAUCCAAAGGCCUCCCCAAGUGAGCCAGACACACCCAGACACCCCGCACACACAACCCCCCCACACACACCGUAUGUGUCUGUUUGGUUUGUGAUCUUCACCCAGAGGUCUUGUGUUCGGGCAGUGCACGCCAACCGACCUGAACGGGUGUCUGCCCGACUUCAUCACGACAGCGCUGCACCAUGCCCUCAGGGGGCUGCUGCGGUCACACAGCAGGGACGGCCUCUUUGCCGACGACACUUUGCUCACCGGUAUCGAAAGCCGCACAUCGGCGCCUCUCCGUGUCCUUCGGCACGGCACAUCGUUUGAGAGCUGCAACACACAGGGACUCUUUCCAUGCGGUAAGCGAGGUUGAGGUUGAGAGAACAAGGGCGUGUGUCAUGUGUGUGUACGAUGGUCAGGUGAGGGAGCUGGGUACUCUGGGGGCAUUGUGUCGAGUGCAGUGGAUGGCGUCAACACGGCAAUGGCCCUGCUCAAGACAUUGGUGCAGAGAAGGGCCCUCGAUGGCUGAACCAACGAAGGAACGAAGGAGUGUGUGGGUGUGUGUGGGUGCGAGGUGAGGCGACGUGAGAUGAGAUGAGAUGAGAUGAGAUGGGCG